AUGUGCAUCGCUGGAUUCACAAUAUAUAAAAUCAAUUCCGACGACAACUUUGUAUCGGUCUGCGAGUUGAACGAGUAUGAAAGUGGAGAUGAUAUGGAUUUAGAGGACAUGCAAGAGGAUAAAUACUGUUAUGAAGUUCUCAGCCCCAAGGAAAUAAUAACUGAUAUGUUGAAAAAAAUAACCUCUAUAAACACUAUCCUGCAGGUCCCAAACACGGUUACGAGAAUUUUGCUGCAUCACUUUAAAUGGGAUGAAGACCAAUUCCUGGAAAAAUUCUACACGGGAAACAGAGCUGUCCUCUUCAAAGAGGCUCGCAUAGUUGAUCCUGCGUCAAUCGGUAACAGUAACAACAAAUUAUCUGUGGAUUCCAUAGAGGACUGUGACAUCUGGAUGAAUCCACUCUCUAAAGACUCGAUGACCGAGUUGGAGUACAAACACCAGUUUUGUGGCGACUUCUGGAACGAAUAUCUCUCCAUGAAGGUGAUGAAUGAAGAUGAGUGCCUCACUAUUGCAUGUCCGGCACACAAGUGCGACAUUUUAGUUGACGACACCACAUCGAUGACGAUGAUCAAGGAUUCCAAAAUAAAGGCCAAGUACCAGCACUUAAUAACACAAAGUUUUGUUGAAUUCAUUUUCAUAUAUUUCUAA
Messenger RNA from Cotesia glomerata, 648 nucleotides. RefSeq names its product E3 ubiquitin-protein ligase ARIH1-like. The record is from RefSeq and is a predicted model, not a curated record. Lineage: Eukaryota; Metazoa; Arthropoda; Insecta; Hymenoptera; Braconidae. Bases 1 to 648 code for a protein of 215 amino acids. The transcript is spliced from 2 exons.